Molecule: messenger RNA, 946 nt
Organism: Schizophyllum commune H4-8
Lineage: Eukaryota; Fungi; Basidiomycota; Agaricomycetes; Agaricales; Schizophyllaceae
Exons: 3
Coding region: 98-907 (269 amino acids)
Source: RefSeq, a predicted model, not a curated record
UGUGGCAAAGCACCUCUUUCUUCCUACCAUCAUCAUCCUUCCCGCAGCCCACUGUAACCUCUGAACUUGAGCUGUAUAUCCUCGCGAGCCAUUGACCAUGGACUUCGCCGCGAUCGUCACCAAUGUCGUGGCGGCUUUCGCGCACGUCGGCGGUCAGGCGCUAGACGCCGCGCAAACGACCGCGGAAGCGCUCCUCAUCGCUCUUACCAUCAUUGCCGCUCUGUUCCAAACGAGCAAGCUCGUCACUGUAUAUCGUGGCGGGACGCAGCUCUCGGGCGCGUCGGUCCUCUACGACCCACUGUACGAGACGCGCACCAGGUCCCUUCCGGCCUCGGCGCCUACUGCCAGUAUCGCCGUUCCCCUCCGUGCUGGCGACGACUAUCCACCUAUCCCCCUCCACGAAACCAUCCGGCUCGCUUUCAUGCUCUUCACACUCGUCCUAAUCGUCUGCGCAGUCGUCUGCCAGGCUGUCAGCAAUGUUACGGACCGCCCCAAUGGUUCAAAGCCUGCGGACAGAGUCGCUCGACCUACCCGACGCCGUAUCCUCGACUUGGUCCCGCAACAACUUCCCGACGAGUUUCCUACCGUCCAGGGCCUCAACUUCGUCGAGUCACCUCUCGUUGAGUUCUACAUCGUCGACCCUCUCGAGGACAUCCCCCCUUCCUCUUCGUCAACCUCGAACCCCGCGGCAUCUUCGGUCGUUAAGACGACGCCGGAGUCUCAAGAACAAACGAAGCACGAUGAGCCAGCCCCUCUACCCAUCCCCGUCGACGAUCCUACCAGGCUGGCUAAGAAGCAGCGUCGCAAGGAGCGCCAGACUGCUAAGAAGGCCCUGCUACUCAAGCCCAUCACAACCCAACAUCCAUACUCCCCCGACUCAGGCCUCGCACCAUCCUCGUCGUGGUAAGCGCCCUCUUCGUCGCGUGUCACUCCGUCUGACUUCGAG